CUGUAAAUGAUCAAGCAACCUGAAAACACAUUCUCAUCUCCGCCGGGUUUCCCAUCUACCCGACUCGGAGAACUUUGUCCUCUCCCUCCUCAAAGACACACUUUGAUAUCUUGAUUUCCCUUCAAGGUCCCGAGGCUCCACUGUGGCAUAACAGACACGCGGGACUGAGAGCACAGAGGAGAAAACACAUUUGGAGGGAUAUGUUGCCCUGUGGCUUGGUCAGAGGAUCCUCUCUACGGGGAAUGUCCAAAUAAAACCUGACUUUUAUCUCUUCGCUGAGACCAACAGCAAUCAGGAGCCGUUGUUUUGGUCCCGCUUGAGGCUGCUUCGCCCAGAUGGAUUAACUCUGAUUUGAUACUCGGGAAUUCCAAAAAGGUAUUUCAGUCUUUAAAGUGAAGAAACUUUUUUUCUUGUUUUACUUCAAACAAAGAAAGAUCAGAAGUUGGAUUUGAUUUUUUUUUUUUAAGUUAAAAAAAGGGAUAUGUGGACCAAAGACAUCAAAAAAGAAGACAAAACAUUGGCCUAAUGCAGUUUUUCCUCAAGAUUUAAGUUGGAUUUGUUUUUUUUGUAAACUGCUGUUUGGAGUCAAAAACACUUCUCUGAAUUAACCACCACCACACCAAGUUGCAGCCUGCUGCAGCCAUGGCACAGCGGAGGCUGGUGGACUACAGAGUCCACAGGGACGUCCUGGAUGAAGACGCAGUCAGUGAACUGGCAGAGAAGUCUGAUUCAAAAACGUCUCUGCGUAAGAAAGUCAAAGAGUCAGUGAGGUGCUCCGGUCCGAGACUGAAGAGCAUCCUGCUGGGUCUGUUUCCUGUGAUAUCGUGGCUGCCUCGAUACGCCGUCAGAGAAAAUGCUUUGGGCGACCUGGUCUCUGGAAUCAGCGUGGGGAUCAUGCAGCUGCCGCAAGGUAUGGCCUACGCCUUGCUGGCAGCCGUUCCUCCAGUCUUUGGUCUCUACUCCUCCUUCUACCCGGUCCUUGUCUACUUCAUCUUCGGCACAUCGAGGCACAUCUCAGUUGGAACGUACGCUGUGAUGAGCGUGAUGAUUGGAGGGGUGACGGAACGACUGGCUCCUGACUCAAACUUCAUGAUCUGGGACAACGUGACCAACGCCAGCGUCGUCGACACGGCUCUCCGUGAUGCAGAGAGGAUCCGAGUGGCUGCGGCUGUCACCCUCGUUUCAGGAAUCUUUCAGAUCGUGCUCGGCGUGGUCCAGUUCGGCUUCGUGGUGACGUACCUCUCGGACCCGCUGGUACGAGGGUACACCACCGGAGCGGCCAUCCACGUCAUCGUGUCUCAGCUCAAGUACACCUUCGGUAUCAACCCUGAGAGACACAGCGGACCGCUGUCCUUGAUAUAUACUGUGGUGGAGUUGUGCUAUCUCCUCCCGCAGACGAACGUCGGCACCCUCGUGGUCAGCAUCGUCGCCAUAAUUGGACUGAUUCUGGCAAAGGAGCUCAAUUCUUACUUGAGUAAAAAACUACCGGUUCCUAUUCCAGUGGAGCUGAUUGCUGUGGUGAUCGCUACAAUCGUUUCCUGGCAAGUUGAUUUAGCAGGAAAAUAUGGAGUGGAUAUUGUGGGAGAUAUUCCCUCAGGUCUGCAGCCGCCUGUGGUCCCAGACUUCUCUCUGUUUGGUCAGGUGAUCGGCGACGCCUUCGCUCUGUCUGUGGUCGGUUAUGGCAUCGCCAUAUCUCUGGGACGGAUCUUUGCCCUGAAAUAUGGGUACAAAGUGGACAGCAACCAGGAAUUAAUCGCUCUGGGUCUCAGUAACUCGAUCGGAGGGUUUUUCCAGUGUUUUGCCAUCAGCUGCUCGAUGUCUCGCAGUAUGGUCCAGGAGAGCACCGGAGGGAGGACUCAGAUCGCCGGAGCUCUGUCGGCAGUAGUCAUCCUUUUCAUCACGCUCUGGAUCGGGACUCUCUUUGAAGAUCUGCCCAAGGCAGUGCUGGCUGCUAUCAUUUAUGUCAACCUCCACGGUAUGAUGAAGCAGUUUUUGGACAUCCCUGCGCUGUGGAAGACCAACAAAGUAGACAUGUUGGUCUGGGUGGUCACCUUCAUUCUGACCGUGCUGCUGAACCCUGACGUGGGCCUGGCUGCUUCUAUCGGUUUCUCCUUGCUGACGGUCAUCUUCAGGACUCAGCUGCCGAGAUAUUCUGCAUUAGGACAGAUCCCAGACACAGACGUUUACAGGCCGCUGGAGGACUACACCCAGGUGAGGCAGGUGCCUGGAAUUUUGAUCUUCCGUUCCUCUGCCACCCUCUACUUUGCCAAUGCUGAGAUGUACCAAGAUGCCCUGGGAGAGAAGUCUGGCAUCGACAUCACAAAGAUCCUGUCGGCUAGGAAGAAACUGGAGGCCAAAAAGAAGCGACACGAGAAGAAAGUUGCCAAAAAAGCAAAGAAAGCUCUCAAGAUGAACGGCGUUGACCACUCUCCUUCCACCAAAGAAGGGGAAUCAGAGUCUGAGGAGCAGAAGGACAUCGCGGUCAUUGAGGUGGAGGCCGAGCGCGACCCCUCACUCCUGAGAGCCAUCGUUCUGGACCUCAGCCCGGUCAACUUCCUGGACACCGUGGGAGUCAAGACGCUACGAAACAUUCGGAAAGACUACGGAGAAGUCGGCGUGGAGGUGGUUCUUGCCGGCUGCCAGAACAUUGUGGUGGAAAGCCUGGAGUCUGGAGGGUUUUUCAACGAAAAAGUGACGAAGUCCUGCCUCUUCAGCACCAUCCACGACGCCGUUCUCCAUCUUCGGUCUGCUCAGACGCAGAGCCAACAGGAAAUAACAGGAACGUCUUUCUGAGUCCUGAGAGGAGCGAUGGAGGAUGUUGUGAAGGAAUAACUGCAGCAUCUUCUUCUGGGGCUUUCAGAUAACUGGAACCUGUCUACACACACACACACACACACACACACACACACACACACACACACACACACUGCAUGCCCUAUAUAUGUAUACGGAUGCACAACACUGUUUAUUUGUUUAUUUUAGUAAUUGUCUGGACUAUCUUGUGUUAACUUCAAAUUAAAGAGGAUUUUCUAAGUUAUAAUUCACUAAAUGAAUAAACUGUUUAUUUAUGAAAACCCCGCCGAUGCUCAUGUGAUGCCUGAAUGUCUUGUAGCUCCACUGAGUUCAUUUCCUUUGCAAACACGGUCAGGCUUGUUUUUUGUAAUUUUCCGAGGAAGACGUUUGAAUAUCGGAACACAUGCACAGGAAACCUUUAAAUCCUCCUGAAACGAUCUGGACUGAUGAAGCCGAUGACUCACAUAAGGAUUCAGGAUGUUCCCUUUUCCGGUCUCGCGCUGGGAUUAGCUGCCUGAUGGCUGUCUGUGCACACAC
This is a messenger RNA of Salarias fasciatus (jewelled blenny), 3330 nucleotides long. RefSeq names its product solute carrier family 26 member 6, tandem duplicate 2 (gene slc26a6.2). Gene Ontology annotation, biological process: sulfate transmembrane transport. The record is from RefSeq and is a predicted model, not a curated record. Gene Ontology annotation, cellular component: membrane. The coding region runs from base 643 to 2793 and encodes 716 amino acids. The transcript has 20 exons. Gene Ontology annotation, molecular function: secondary active sulfate transmembrane transporter activity. Lineage: Eukaryota; Metazoa; Chordata; Actinopteri; Blenniiformes; Blenniidae.